CUCUCCCUCCCCCCGUUUUCAAAAUGGCGGCAGCUGUGGAAGACACGGGGUCUGGCUGAGGAGGAGGCCGGGUCUCCUCUGUGCUGUCCCCGCUGCGUUUAGGGGCGGCGUAGGGCUGGUGGUGAGGUUGAUGGGACCCUCAGAUAACCGGAAUUUUUAGAUAACUGGAACACCCUAAUCCCUGAGCGUGCCGAAUAACACAGGUUUUACUGCAAAUAUUUGGACAGAAAAAUGACAUCCAUUAUCAAGUUGACUACACUCUCAGGAGUGCAGGAGGAAUCUGCUCUAUGCUAUCUGCUGCAGGUAGACGAGUUUCGUUUUUUAUUGGACUGUGGCUGGGAUGAGAAUUUUUCAAUGGAUAUCAUUGAUUCUCUAAGGAAAUAUGUACAUCAGGUUGAUGCAGUACUACUUUCUCACCCUGAUCCCCUACAUCUUGGUGCUCUUCCAUAUGCAGUUGGCAAAAUGGGUUUAAACUGUGCUAUUUAUGCAACCAUUCCUGUAUAUAAAAUGGGACAAAUGUUUAUGUAUGAUCUCUAUCAGUCUCGCCACAAUACAGAAGAUUUCACUCUUUUUACAUUGGAUGAUGUAGAUGCAGCUUUUGAUAAAAUACAGCAGCUCAAGUUCUCUCAGAUUGUGAACUUGAAAGGGAAAGGGCAUGGUCUUUCUAUUACACCACUGCCAGCUGGUCACAUGAUAGGAGGCACAAUUUGGAAGAUUGUCAAAGAUGGAGAAGAAGAAAUUAUUUAUGCUGUUGACUUCAACCACAAGAGAGAGAUCCAUUUAAAUGGAUGUUCUCUGGAAAUGUUGAGCAGGCCUUCACUGCUCAUCACAGAUUCCUUUAAUGCUACUUACGUACAACCCAGACGAAAGCAAAGAGAUGAACAACUGUUAACCAAUGUCUUGGAGACGUUGCGAGGUGAUGGAAAUGUGUUAAUAGCCGUGGAUACAGCAGGCAGGGUUCUGGAACUUGCCCAACUUCUUGAUCAGAUUUGGAGAACAAAAGAUGCAGGAUUAGGAGUUUACUCUUUAGCACUUUUAAAUAAUGUCAGCUACAAUGUAGUGGAGUUUUCUAAAUCACAGGUUGAGUGGAUGAGUGACAAACUCAUGAGGUGUUUUGAAGACAAGAGGAACAAUCCAUUUCAGUUCCGCCAUCUCUCAUUAUGUCAUGGUCUUUCUGACCUGGCUCGAGUGCCUAGUCCUAAAGUUGUGCUUGCCAGCCAGCCUGACUUGGAAUGUGGGUUUUCAAGAGAUCUCUUUAUACAGUGGUGUCAGGAUUCCAAAAACUCUGUAAUUUUAACUUAUAGGACCACACCUGGGACACUAGCACGAUUCCUUAUAGACAACCCUUCUGAAAAGGUUAUUGAUAUAGAGUUGAGGAGCCGUGUCAAACUUGAAGGGAAGGAGCUUGAGGAGUACCUAGAAAAGGAGAAACUAAAGAAAGAAGCAGCUAAAAAGUUAGAACAGUCCAAAGAGGCAGAUAUAGAUUCCAGUGAUGAGAGUGAUGUUGAAGAGGAUAUUGAUCAGCCAACUGUGCAUAGAACUAAACAUGACUUGAUGAUGAAAGGCGAAGGUGGGCGAAAAGGAAGCUUCUUCAAACAGGCCAAGAAAUCUUAUCCAAUGUUUCCGGCCCCAGAAGAAAGAAUUAAAUGGGAUGAAUAUGGGGAGAUUAUCAAGCCUGAAGAUUUUCUAGUUCCAGAGCUUCAAGCAACUGAAGAAGAAAAGAGUAAAUUAGAAUCUGGUCUGACAAAUGGAGAUGAGCCUAUGGACCAAGAUUUAUCAGAUGUUCCUACAAAAUGUAUUUCAACAACAGAAUCAAAGGAAAUAAAAGCUAGAGUUACAUACAUAGACUAUGAAGGACGCUCAGAUGGUGACUCCAUUAAAAAAAUCAUUAACCAGAUGAAGCCACGACAGUUAAUCAUUGUCCAUGGUCCACCAGAGGCCAGUCAGGACCUUUCAGAAUCUUGCAGAGCUUUUGGUGGAAAAGAUAUUAAAGUUUAUAUGCCUAAACUGCAUGAAACUGUAGAUGCGACCAGCGAGACUCACAUCUAUCAGGUCAGGUUAAAAGAUUCUCUGGUCAGCUCUCUUCAGUUCUGUAAAGCGAAAGAUGCAGAACUAGCUUGGAUAGAUGGUGUCCUGGACAUGCGGGUUUCAAAAGUGGACACAGGAGUCAUUCUGGAAGAAGGAGAGCUGAGGGAAGAUGGAGAAGACUUGGAAAUGCAAGUGGAUAUGCCUUCUUCUGACUCUAGUGCUGUUGCACAGCAAAAGGCCAUGAAAAGUCUAUUUGAUGAUGAUGAUAAGGAAGUAUGUGAAGAGAGCGAGAUCAUUCCUACUCUAGAACCACUGCCACCACAUGAGGUUAUUGGACAUCAGUCUGUUUUCAUGAAUGAGCCAAGACUGUCUGAUUUUAAACAAGUUCUUCUGCGAGAAGGAAUUCAAGCUGAAUUUGUAGGAGGGGUGCUUGUGUGCAACAACCUAGUGGCUGUUCGUAGGACUGAAACAGGGCGCAUUGGAUUGGAAGGAUGUCUUUGCCAGGACUUCUAUAGAAUAAGAGAUCUUUUAUAUGAGCAAUAUGCCAUUGUCUAAAGGAAGUGCUGUGAAGAUGAUGUCAUUACUUGAACUUUAAAGAGAAUGGGGAUUUCUACUUUAUUUUUGUGGAUAUCUUUUUGUAGUUUUCUAAUUUCUGCAGAAUUGUUCUGAUUCUUCAAAAAAGUUAAACAUGAAAACCCAGUAAACUAACCUAAAUAAUUAAAUAUCUGCUAUCAUAGUUCUUUGUAAGACAUCUCUUGGUAUAUUCCACAUUGUUGGCUUUCAGACUGCUAAAAAUAUUGUAGCAAAUACUAUUGGUAUGCUGUAAUUGAGACAGGCAGUUUCGUUCAUGAACUUUCUUUCAAAAAGGAUUUAACUUGUCAUAAAUAUGCUCUUUGAUGUGGCAUGGCAUACCAAGUUUCUACCUAAGAAUGCAAAUAUAUAAAAACAAGCAGUUUUCCUAUUUUAAAAAUGUAAGUAAAGAGAAGCACUCUUGUUGGGUUGUCUUUGUUUUUGGGGGGAGGAAUGGGGGGUGAUUCUUUUGCUGAACAGUAGAUGCUUCAGUGAAAAUUUUCUAGGCCAUUGAAAAUUGGCCAACUGCUUAAUUGACUUUCUUCCAAUGGGUAAUAUGCACCUUUGUUAAUACUGGGACUACUUCAUGCAGUACUGAUUGAUACAGUACAUCAUAAGACAUUGUGAAAUAAAAUCUCAGUCUCCUGGGUCAAAAA
This is a messenger RNA of Pelodiscus sinensis (Chinese soft-shelled turtle), 3254 nucleotides long. RefSeq names its product cleavage and polyadenylation specific factor 2 (gene CPSF2). Lineage: Eukaryota; Metazoa; Chordata; Testudines; Trionychidae. Gene Ontology annotation, cellular component: mRNA cleavage and polyadenylation specificity factor complex. Gene Ontology annotation, molecular function: RNA binding. The record is from RefSeq and is a predicted model, not a curated record. Gene Ontology annotation, biological process: mRNA 3'-end processing by stem-loop binding and cleavage.